Molecule: messenger RNA, 1072 nt
Organism: Gossypium raimondii (Peruvian cotton)
Lineage: Eukaryota; Viridiplantae; Streptophyta; Magnoliopsida; Malvales; Malvaceae
Product: ninja-family protein AFP3
Exons: 2
Coding region: 85-966 (293 amino acids)
Biological process (GO): response to abscisic acid; negative regulation of DNA-templated transcription; signal transduction
Cellular component (GO): nucleus
Source: RefSeq, a predicted model, not a curated record
UUUUCUGUUUCAUAGGCUAAGACAAUAGCUUUAUUUAUACCAAAAAAAAAAACUCUUUUUGUUGGGUUUUAUUUACUUUGUUUAAUGUUUCCAUCAAAAAUGGGAUCAGAAGCAAGUGAAAACAGAAGCAAAGAAAUGGAGAAUCUUUCUUUGCAAACAGAAAAUUCCCCAAGAAACCUGUUACAAAGAUUCAUGUCAAGAGAAACACUAGAUUCAAAAAGAAGUGAAGGUGAAGAUGAUGAAGAUGAAGAAGAAGUGGAGCUGAAUCUUGGGUUAUCAUUAGGAGGCAGAUUUGGGGUUGAUAAGCAUGCAAGUAAGUUGAAAAGGUCAUCAUCUAUUGCUGGUUCAAUACCAAUAUUUAGAGAAGAUGAUAGUGCCAAUGCUCCACCACCAUCUGUUCCUCACCCAACAACUCUCAUCAGAGCCUCUUCUUUGCCCACCGUGACUGAGGAAGAGUGGAGGAAGAGAAAAGAGUUGCAGACCCUAAGAAGGAUGGAAGCUAAGAGGAGAAGAAGUGAGAAGCAGAGGAUUUCAAGAGGGAAAAUGGAGGAAAGUAAAGGCCUUCAAGGAGCUAGAAAUUCUGGUGAAGCAAGAAGCUCUGGUAGUGCUUCAUCCUUGCAAGAACAAGGCGACUCAGAGGCAGCUACCGGUUCUUCAGGAACAAAGACGAGCAGGAGUGAAAGAACUCUGGGACUGGUAGGUGAGACGGUCGAAAAUAAGGAGAAAGGAGGGGGAAAGGCGAUGGAAGAUAUGCCUCAUGUGUUCACAAAGGGAGAAGGUCCUAAUGGGAAAAGAGUAGAUGGGAUUUUAUACAAGUAUGGGAAGGGAGAGGAAGUGAGGAUAAUGUGUGUAUGCCAUGGCAAUUUUUUUUCUCCAGCAGAGUUUGUGAAGCAUGCAGGUGGUGGUGAUGUGGAUAACCCUCUUAGGCAUAUAGUUAUUAACCCUUCCUCUUCUUCCCUUUUGUAAUGUGGAGUAUAUGGCAACCCCCCACAAAAAUGGGGCACUGUAAGUGAAAAGUUUUAAAAAAACAAAUUCUUUGCAAUGUCUACAAUAGUGAAUUUACUCUUGCUGA